This is a messenger RNA of Pangasianodon hypophthalmus (striped catfish), 1521 nucleotides long. RefSeq lists its product as uncharacterized. The coding region runs from base 127 to 753 and encodes 208 amino acids. The transcript is spliced from 5 exons. Lineage: Eukaryota; Metazoa; Chordata; Actinopteri; Siluriformes; Pangasiidae. The record is from RefSeq and is a predicted model, not a curated record.
AGGAGAUUUUAGAAAAAAGUUGUGGUCAGAGCGCUUCCGCUCUCCUGCAUCUAAAACACAACUGAAGUGUUUCCUGACUGAAGCAGAACGAUUUCAGAGUGCUUGAGAACAGUGUUCAGCUUCAGCAUGAAGAUUGUAUUUUGGUUCUAUCUACUUGUGUGCUGUGGAGCUGCAGAAAGUUUCACAGAGAAGUCGGUAGAUUUGGGACAAAAUGUGACUCUAAAGUGUGAGGUGUCUGUAAGAGAUGUGUUCUGGUUCCUGAUGAAGCCGUCAAAACCUCCACUGUUUAUAUUACGCUCUUUCUCAAGUAAAAGCCUAGAGGCACAAUACAGUAACACGACCUUCAACAAGACUUUCUCACUGCAAUAUAACAGCAGUUUAUUUAUACACAAUAUCAGUACUAAUGAAUUAGGAGUGUAUUAUUGUAUUCAGACUCAAACUGGUUCACCUCCUGACAUCAGCAGUGGAAUCAGACUUUACACCCAGAAUCACUCAGCUGAGAAUCAGACAGCGGAUAAACAUGAAGAUAAAGAAAGCAGCCUCAUGCCGAUUCUCAUCAUAUCAGGAAUAAUGAACUGUGCUCUGGUCGUUGCAGUUACAGUCUCGAUCGUAAGCUGCUGUGGAAAAACCAAAUCUCCAAACUGUGAUGUGAAGCUUCAAGAAGUCAAUGGAUCACAGAGUUGGUUACCAAAAGCGCAUAAUGAAAGCAGCUACACUGUGGUGGAGUUUAUUCCGUUUCACACUGUGAUGUAGCACACACACACACACACACACACACACACAUACACACAUUGGUCACUGUUUUUUUUUUUUUUUUUUCAUAAGCUUAGUGAUUGCGGUUAUAGUCUGCACGCUAACGCUAUAACUGCCGAUUGCGGUUAUAGUCUGCACGCUAACGCUUCUCACACACGUCUAAGGUGUACAGCUCCAUCUUCCGCUUCUCAUUCUCAGAGUGUGACCUUCUGCAGUAAAAUUCUCACACGAGUUUUUCUCUACAUGAUCAAACUAAACCUCUGUCCAUGUUUCUCAUAUGUAGCUGCUGCUGCUGAUAGUGUAAUGUUUCAAGGGAAGAUGGCUGGAGCUUUACUGCACAUCUUCUCUUGCUGUCUUUGUAAGUGUUUAACACCGGGCCAUAAUGCCAUUGCAGAUCAAAUGUUUACUGAAUGAAGCGUGUGUUCUUUCAAGCAAAGGCUCACUUUCAAACCUAUACCUGUGUCACUGUGUCUUAUUUUAUUCUUCUGUAAGGAAUAACACACUCUGUGUGCUGCUGUUAUAGGGAAUUAAUCAGUGAUGGGCUGCUGUGAUGAAGCUUGUAAACACACACACAUUCACACACUCAUUCACAUCUAGGCCCAGUUUAUCUCAGCCAGUUCACCUACAGACAUGUUUUUUCCACUCGUCCUCUAGUCUGUGAACAGAGGCAGGAAAAAAGAAAGGAACGCAGGAGUGUGUGUAUAAAACAGUGUAGCAGUGACUCCCCUGGUGUUUGUGGACUAGAAUAAUAAAAGAUUAAAAAAAAAA